AGAUCAAGAAAUUGAAAAAGUAGAAAACUUGGUUAUAUAACAUUUUUCGAGCAAAGAUGGCCAGCGCAAAGCAAAAUUACAAAUCAGGUCAAGCCCAUGGACAGGGCCAGGCCAAGACUGAAGAGUGGGUUCAAUCCACAAAGGACACAGCCAAUGCAGCCAAAGACAAGACAACUAGUGCAGCUCAAUCUGCUAAAGACAGGACAGCUAGUGCAGCUCAAUCAGCUCAGGAGUCUACCCAACAUGGAAAGGAUCAAAGUGCUGGUUUCCUCCAGGAGACCGGAGAACAGGUGAAGAACAUGGCUCAGAACGCUGUAGACAGUGUGAAGAACACGAUUGGAAUGGUUGAAAAUAACGCUAAGAACUUCACUGCUGCUAAUGCUGGUUCAACUCUCGGUGAUCCAAAGUCCUUUUUCAUAGGCGUUGCCAAUUUCAACCACCUAAUGCCUAUUUCAAAGCAGAAAUACAAGCCUACUCCUUACAUCAACAAACACAUACUUAUGUAUAGCAUAAUUCCUGACUUCCAUGUGUCACUUCUCUAUGGACCUUUAACUGCUAUAAAUACUUCUAAAAACAAGGCCAAGACUGAAGAGUGGGUUCAAUCCACAAAGGACACAGCCAAUACAGCCAAAGACAGGACAGCUAGUGUAGCUCAAUCUGCUAAAGAUAGGACAGCCAGUGCAGCUCAAUCAGCUCAGGAGUCUGCCCAACAUGGAAAGGAUCAAAGUGCUGGCUUCCUCCAGCAGACCGGAGAACAGGUGAAGAACAUGGCUCAAAACGCUGUAGACAGUGUGAAGAACACGAUUGGAAUGGCUGAAAAUAAUGCUAAGAAAUGAAAGAAAACACUUAUGUGUCUCUCAUAUUAUGAUGUUACAUUAAUGGGUUUAGGUUGUUUUUUUUUUGUUUGUUUUUUCACCUAGGUUUUUGCUCAACCUGACUAACAGGGAAAAGCAACAUCGCAGUUGAAGUGAGAUUUUUUUUAGAAAACUCCUUUCGGAUGUAAUAAAGACAUUUGCUUUUCAUUAUUUUGAUUUUUCCCUUUUCAUUAUAAUAUGAGAUGUAAUAAAGGCUUAACAAUAAUACAUAUGUAAAGUUGAUUUGUUUCACCUUC
Molecule: messenger RNA, 1111 nt
Organism: Quercus lobata
Lineage: Eukaryota; Viridiplantae; Streptophyta; Magnoliopsida; Fagales; Fagaceae
Product: late embryogenesis abundant protein 2-like
Exons: 6
Coding region: 57-836 (259 amino acids)
Source: RefSeq, a predicted model, not a curated record